This is a messenger RNA of Piliocolobus tephrosceles (Ugandan red Colobus), 4078 nucleotides long. RefSeq names its product inositol hexakisphosphate kinase 1 (gene IP6K1). Gene Ontology annotation, cellular component: nucleus; cytoplasm. The record is from RefSeq and is a predicted model, not a curated record. The transcript has 5 exons. Bases 426 to 1256 code for a protein of 276 amino acids. NCBI's taxonomy places the organism in Eukaryota, Metazoa, Chordata, Mammalia, Primates, Cercopithecidae. Gene Ontology annotation, molecular function: inositol hexakisphosphate kinase activity. Gene Ontology annotation, biological process: phosphatidylinositol phosphate biosynthetic process; inositol phosphate biosynthetic process.
ACACACCAGAACGGGAGCAACCUCGGCGCAAACACUCCCGCCGGAGCCUGCACCGGUCAGGCAGUGGCAGUGACCACAAGGAGGAAAAAGCCAGCCUGUCCCUUGAGACCUCUGAGAGGGUUGUUUCCAGUUUCUGGCUAACCCAAGUGUCCAUCAACUGGUGAAUGGAUAAACAAUACAUGCUACAUCUAUGUAAUGGAAUGUUACUCAGCCCUACAAAGGAAUGGAGUGCUGGUACAUGCUACAACAUGGAUGAAUCAUGAAAACAUUAUGUUAAAUGAAAGAAACCAGACACAACAGACCACAUAUGUACAGUGCCAUUUAUGUAAAGUGUUCACAUCAGGCAAAUCUAUAGAGAGAAAAGCUCACAGGAGGCAAAGAGUCCGAAGGUGGAGCUGCACAGCCACUCAGAGGUCCCUUUCCAGAUGCUAGAUGGCAACAGUGGCUUGAGUUCUGAGAAGAUCAGCCAUAACCCCUGGAGCCUGCGCUGUCACAAGCAGCAGCUGAGCCGCAUGCGCUCUGAGUCCAAGGACCGAAAGCUCUACAAGUUCCUCCUGCUUGAGAACGUGGUGCACCACUUCAAGUACCCCUGCGUGUUGGACCUGAAGAUGGGCACGCGGCAGCAUGGCGAUGACGCAUCAGCUGAGAAGGCAGCCCGGCAGAUGCGGAAAUGCGAGCAGAGCACAUCAGCCACGCUGGGCGUCAGGGUCUGUGGCAUGCAGGUGUACCAGCUGGACACAGGGCAUUACCUCUGCAGGAACAAGUACUAUGGCCGUGGGCUCUCCAUUGAAGGCUUCCGCAAUGCCCUGUAUCAAUAUCUGCACAAUGGCCUGGACCUGCGACGAGACCUGUUUGAGCCUAUCCUGAGCAAACUGCGAGGCCUGAAAGCUGUGCUGGAGCGGCAGGCCUCCUACCGCUUCUACUCCAGUUCCCUGCUUGUCAUCUAUGAUGGCAAGGAGUGCCGGGCUGAGUCCUGCCUGGACCGCCGGUCUGAGAUGCGUCUCAAGCACCUGGACAUGGUGCUCCCUGAGGUGGCGUCAUCCUGUGGCCCCAGCACCAGCCCCAGCAACACCAGCCCCGAGGCGGGUCCCUCCUCUCAGCCCAAGGUGGAUGUCCGCAUGAUUGACUUUGCACACAGCACGUUCAAGGGCUUCCGGGAUGACCCCACCGUGCAUGAUGGGCCGGACAGAGGCUAUGUGUUUGGCCUGGAGAACCUCAUCAGCAUCAUGGAACAGAUGCGGGACGAGAACCAGUAGGCCCUGUUCUGGGCCCCCAGAACCCCUUCCUCUCCACCCGCAGGCAGGGACCAUUGUUCUGAACUUUCCAUGAGGACACACAGACUUGCUUUUAAAGGGUUAUAUUUCUCUUUGGUGUAAACUAAAAGAAAUGUUUUUAGCUGUAGCCUGGAAUCCAUAUAUAUAAAGUGAAGGAGGGUAGACCACACGCCCUCUCAGCCAGGCUCCUCAGCUUUGUGGCUUUGAUUGGUGUGUCCAGGCUGCCUUAGGAAGCCCGGUGGGCUUGGCAGCAGGGACAGGGUACCCUUGGACAUUGGUUUCUCUUGUCUAGAUCUUUGAGGUCUGUGGCUGCAGGGCCCUGCUGAUUGUAGGGUAAAGCCCUGGGCUGGUGCAGGGCCCCUCCAUGCCCACUCUUCCCUUGUUCCCCAGAAGUAGAGGGCUUUGGGUGCCCAUUUCUUGGGGGCUUUCUGGUCUUAUGCUGUGGGUGUCAGCUAGCUCUUUAAUAGGUGCCCUCAGGGCACCACAGGGCUGACUGCACAAAGCUGGACCCAUCCUUGGGUCUGAUCUUAGUAUGGGGCUAGAUUCAUGAAGCUGGGCUAAGGCCAACUUAUGGCAGAGGGCAGGCCCUGGGUUCCCCAGGUACCUGUUGGCACGUGACAGGUUGGCACCUGUCCUAUUCCUGAAACAGCCAGCCUCUCUCACCAAGUUCCCUUGCCUAAGAAGACCACUCCCUCCUACCCCACUGAAGUGGGGGAUAGUCGGUGUCCUAGCAGGCCUCAGGGCCUCUGGUGGCUCUGGCCCAGACAGUAUUUGCAGUUCUUGUGCUAUGGGUGGGAGUCUUCUUUAAGUUUGGGCAGCUGUGCUGCUGCUGGAUGGGCUGCUCCUCCCAGGGCUCAAGGGCUGUGGUCCGCUCAGGGUCUCAUUUCCCCAGGCCAAAUUCAAGGUGGCAGCUCUUCGUGAGGUGCUCUUGGCCCUGGGCCUAGAGGGAAAACUUUAAGCUUUUUUGCUCACAGGGACAUGGUAUGGGCCCUGGGUGCAGGUGCCCACAUUCUGCUAAUGAGAGCUUUGUCUGAUCAGUCCUGGGUCCAUCAGUUUGUCCAUGUGUCCAGCUGCCAGCCCCUGUCCCUCGGGAUCCUUCCUCUGGGGUGUAGCCUUGUUCAUUAGUAUAUACUCAUUCCUUCAUGCUUUCCUCAGCAGAACACUCCCACUUCUGAGGUGAGCUUUUGCCUCAUGCCCUUCCUCCACAGGUAUUGCCUUUUUAUAAAGACCUGAUAGCAGAAUAAACUGGUGGUGUUUCCCUGCUGACCCAGCACCCUUUCUGUGGGCCUAGAAUAUGGCCCUCAACACUGACAGUGGGGCAGUGAGGGCUUGCGGAGUGAUCCUUCCUUUCUCAUGGUUUUAGUCAUUUUGGCUGCCAGCCCUUAAUGGCACAGACCUGCUGCUUCUAAAACAGAUGGCCAGGACGUGACACCGAUUUCAGCCAUUGCCAGGGUUAGCACCCUCUCCUUUGAGCCUAGGGCCACUGUUCAUUGUCACUUUAGGCAAGUGCCUGUUUGGCAUUAAAGGUAAGCCUGCCAGCUGUGAGAGGCCUUGGUAACUGAUGGACUCAUUUCCUGGUCCUUAGAGAUGCAGCCUCUUAAGGGCUCCUUGAUGGAUGCCAUCUCUCCUAGCCCCCGGCCCUGGUGCCACUGGUGGGCAGGUUCCCAUUCUUUGGGGCUGGGAGGGACAGCUUGGCUGUUUCUGGUCAGAAAUUACGGUUUUCUCCUGUACCAUUCCGUGGCUUCAGCCAUGGGGGCAGUAGCCCUUCAUUAGUGUAGACUUAGUCAUUCCCUGGUAGGGUGGAGGGUAAGACAUAGGGUCUGGAGCUGUUUGGGACCUUUUGGGGAUGUCCUGUGCCUCCCAGGUUCCUAGAUUCUGGGAGGAGAGGCUGCCACAUUCUGCUGCUCCUCACAGCGAGCAAAGCUUCAGCCACUUACAUUCAGUAUUUUCCUGGCACUACAAAGAGUGGGAAGGCCUGGGAUUUGCUGCUGCUCCCCUAGAGCAGGGCCCCUCUUUUCAGCACUUUGGACACCUGGAGACCCAGCCCUGUUAUUUAAUGGUAGUGGGCAAGUGUGUGUGCAUACUGUCUGCCACUGCUUUCUCCCUGCCCCAUGCCAGAGCCCUCUCCCUGCCAGGCCCUGCCUUAGCCCCAACUUGGGACCAAAGUGCAACAUGGGAUCAUGGGUUGGGGUGCUCGGGUGACCCCUCUCUAUAGUGCUUCCCUGGGCCAAGCUGACACCAGCCCCUGAGGGUGGGGUGGGACGGGUGGUGCUUAAAAGAGGAAGGGGACCAGUGUAGCAAAUUGCUAGGGACCCCCACCCUUCCCUCUCUGGGCCUGUGCAAUGGGCGUGGGGAUUCCCAUCAUGGGGCCUGGCGUCUGUGCUAGUUCCGUAGCUGCUGUUCACGCGCUCACUCCUGACCACAUGCACGUUCCCUAGAUGCAGAUUGCUUUGAACUUUAAAGCUGUACGAUUUGGUUAUGUUUGUGCUGACUUAAAAAAUAUUUUAAUGAGAAAAAAAAUGGACAACCCUGGGAAGGACCUGGUUCUUUUGCUUCUCGGGGAACUGUAAGCCCCCGCGUUCUGGGAAUCGCUCUCUGCUCCUCUUCUUGGAAGCUAAGCCUGUCCCCACCGCCCGAGGUCUGUGCCCGGACACUAACCCGUGGCUCCCGCCGCAGUUGUGUUUGCUUUGGACCUUGCGUGAGGGAUGCUCGGUCCGAGCCCGCUCCUUUCUGUACACCUAGCGCUGCCCGCCCCGCUUGUGUCUGAGGUCGUGUAUGUCAAAAAUAAAGCCGCUAGAAACGGA